GAGUACGUGCAUGAAUACCUGGAAUGAGAUAUUACUAGUUAGUAGAACUGCUACUUGAGCUGAGUUGCUGACAGACAGCAGUUUUCAAAGUGUAAACUAAUCAGUAGUCCUACAUGUUAUCAGUAACACGUCUGGUAAAGAUGGUGGAGGAGCUUUUCAAUGAUAUGGUUUUAUGUUUAUCUCAGGGUUUCUCCAUCCUUUUGUUCUUACCAGCACUUACACACCUGAUUCAACUAAUCAUCAUAUAUUUUAAGACAGUUUAAUAUUUGAGGCAAACAAUUGAACCUUCUCAAAUUAAAACCUGUUUGGUUUGUAGGCCUGUUUACAAUUAUUAAAGUCCUACAGUAACUCACAUCUUGGAGAAAAAAAACACAGCUAAACUUGGUUUCGAGUAAAUUAUAUGUUUAUCAACAAUAAUGUAAGAGAGAUGUCUUGAAGAAACGCGUCUGGGAUUCUAACUCUGUGUCUCAGUGCCCUGCUACAGUGGGAGUGCCCUGCUAUCGUUUUGCAUGGCCCGGUGCUACAGGGGUCAGUGCUCUAAAAUGAGUCUCUCUGGGGAGAGAGCGGAGGGGGACCCUGCCUCUAAAAUGAGUCUCUCUGGGGAACCUGACACCAAAACCAAAACUAAGAGUCCAAUCAAGCAGGAGAGACCAGCCUCCCCUGUUCCCAGCUGUGUGUCCAUGAAGAGUGACCGGUCUAUGGGUCUACCUAUACAGUUUAGAGAGGGAGACUUUUCUACUGAACAAAGUGUGGAACAUGGUGGAGAGAACACAAUGAAACCUGGACUUAGAAAAUAUGCCUGUGAUCUCACACUGGACCCAAACACAGUAUUCAGAUACUGCUUUCUGUCUGAGGGGAACAAAAAGGUGACACAUAUGGGGAAGUACCAUCCGUAUCCUGAUCACCCAGAGAGAUUUGAGCACUGUGGAGAGGUGCUGUGUAGAGAGAGUCUGACUGGGCGCUGUUACUGGGAGGUAGAGUGGAGUGGGGGAGAGGCUGAUAUAGGAGUGGCAUAUAAAGGAAUCAGCAGGAGAGGAGAGUUUAAUGACUGUUAUCUUGGAUACAAUGACAAGUCCUGGAGUCUGCGCUGCUCUGACAACAGUUACAUUGCCUGGCACAAUAAUAACUUCACUACCAUAGACAUCCCCUCCUCCAGCCCCUACAGAGUAGGAGUGUAUCUGGACUGGCCAGCCGGCACUCUGUCCUUCUACAUAGUCUCCUCGGACACACUGACCCACCUGUACACAUUCCACACCACAUUCACUGAACCCCUCUAUCCAGGGUUUCAUCUUUGGGGUUGUGGCGUCUCAGCGUCCCUUUGUCAGGUGAUUCUGAAUAACAAUGACCUGAAGGAUUCAGGAGUGAAGCUGCUCUCUGCUGGACUGGGGAAUCCCCACUGUAAUCUGGAGACUCUGAGUGUGGAACAUGGUGGAGAGAACAGAAUGAAACCUGGGCUUAGAAAAUAUGCCUGUGAUCUCACAUUGGAUCCAAACACAGUAUUCAGAUACUGCUUUCUGUCUAAGGGGAACAAAAAGGUGACACAUAUGGGGAAGUACCAUCCGUAUCCUGAUCACCCAGAGAGAUUUGAGCACUGUGGAGGGGUGCUGUGUAGAGAGAGUCUGACUGGGCGCUGUUACUGGGAGGUAGAGUGGAGUGGGAGGGGAGAGGAAGAGUGGAAAGGGAGAAGGGUUGAUAUAGGAGUGACAUAUAAAGGAAUCAGCAGGAGAGAAGGGGGUGAUGACUGUUGGCUUGGAUACAAUGACAAGUCCUGGAGUCUGCGCUGCUCUGACAACAGUUACUCUGCCUGGCACAAUAAGAAUUCCACUACCAUAGACAUCCACCUCUCCAACUCCCACAGAGUAGGAGUGUAUCUGGACUGGCCAGCCGGCACUCUGUCCUUCUACAUAGUCUCCUCGGACACACUGACCCACCUGUACACAUUCCACACCACAUUCACUGAGCCCCUCUAUCCAGGGUUUCAUCUUUGGGGUCGUGACGCCUCAGCGUCCCUUUGUCAGGUGGUCCCUGUGUCAAACACAACAUGAUGUUUCACUCUAAUCAGUGUCAUGUUCAGUAAGACACACUGGAGCAACAAUGUAAAAUAUCUCUCUAGUGUGUUAACCUCUCUAUCCAGGGUGUUUGGUAUGAAUAUCUCUCUAGUGUGUUAACCUCUCUAUCCAGGGUGUUUGGUAUGAAUAUCUCUCUAGUGUGUAAACCUCUCUAUCCAGGGUGUUUGGUAUGAAUAUCUCUCUAGUGUGUAAACCUCUCUAUCCAGGGUGUUUGGUAUGAAUAUCUCUCUAGUGUGUUAACCUCUCUAUCCAGGGUGUUUGGUAUGAAUAUCUCUCUAGUGUGUUAACCUCUCUAUCCAGGGUGUUUGGUAUGAAUAUCUCUCUAGUGUGUAAACCUCUCUAUCCAGGGUGUUUGGUAUGAAUAUCUCUCUAGUAUCUUUCUCGUGUGUAAACACAUGAAUGUAAAUAUUAGAAUAUCUCUCUGGUCCUGAGAUAUAAUGUUAUUAUUAUAUCUAAAUAUUCAGAUAUAAUGUUAUUAGUAUAUCUAAAUAUUCAAGGUUAUACACCACCUAGUUAAUACUCAUUAAUAGAUUGAAUCACCACACUGUGUUGUAGAAACUGGGUUCAUUAAUAGAUUGAAUCACCACACUGUGAUGUAGAAACUGGGUUCAUUAAUAGAUUGAAUCACCACACUGUGAUGUAGAAACUGGUUUCAUUAGUAGAAUCACCACACUGUGUUGUAGAAACUGGUUUCAUUAGUAGAAUGAAUCACCACACUGUGUUGUAGAAACUGGUUUCAUUAGUAGAAUGAAUCACCACACUGUGUUGUAGAAACUGGUUUCAUUAAUAGAAUGAAUCACCACACUGUGUUGUAGAAACUGGUUUCAUUAAUAGAAUGAAUCACCACACUGUGUUGUAGAAACUGGUUUCAUUAAUAGAAUGAAUCACCACACUGUAUUGUAGAAACUGGUUUCAUUAAUAGAAUGAAUCACCACACUGUGUUGUAGAAACUGGUUUCAUUAGUAGAAUGAAUCACCACACUGUGUUGUAGAAACUGGUUUCAUUAAUAGAAUGAAUCACCACACUGUGUUGUAGAAACUGGUUUCAUUAAUAGAAUGAAUCACCACACUGUGUUGUAGAAACUGGUUUCAUUAAUAGAAUGAAUCACCACACUGUGUUGUAGAAACUGGUUUCAUUAAUAGAAUGAAUCACCACACUGUGUUGUAGAAACUGGUUUCAUUAAUAGAAUGAAUCACCACACUGUGUUGUAGAAACUGGUUUCAUUAAUAGAAUGAAUCACCACACUGUGUUGUAGAAACUGGUUUCAUUAGUAGAAUGAAUCACCACACUGUGUUGUAGAAACUGGUUUCAUUAGUAGAAUGAAUCACCACACUGUGUUGU
Messenger RNA from Oncorhynchus nerka (sockeye salmon), 3410 nucleotides. Its product is annotated as E3 ubiquitin/ISG15 ligase TRIM25-like. The transcript has 7 exons. The coding region runs from base 510 to 2045 and encodes 511 amino acids. Gene Ontology annotation, molecular function: protein binding. NCBI's taxonomy places the organism in Eukaryota, Metazoa, Chordata, Actinopteri, Salmoniformes, Salmonidae. The record is from RefSeq and is a predicted model, not a curated record.